UUUUGGUGGAGUCCACAGUUCUAGUGUUCUUCGAAAUGGCAAAUUCAAAUUUUUGGGAGUCUUUUAUGGACGUUUUUCAGUAGAAUCAACGCAGGAAUCUGUUGCUCAAUGAACAUAAAAGAAGUUGAGCACAAAACAAAUCGAUACAAAAUUUCCGGGCGGUCGGGAAAAUGUCGUAUUCUUGGAUUUCCCUAUUUUGACGAGCGCCUGAUUUCACCAUGAUGCCUAUUAAUUACGUUUUCUGAUAUUAUAAAAAGUAGUAGGGUGAAACAUGGGGCUUGAGGACAGCGCCAUUGCGUGAAUAUGUCAGGGUUGUAGAAACCUCUAUGCGAUGCAGUAAUCCGCAAAAAACAACAACAAACAAACAGAAAAACACACACAAAAAACCAACAAAACAAAACAAAAACAACAACAACAACAAGAAAAAAGUGUCAAUGAAUGCAAAAUGAAACACCUCUUAUUGUUUGACAGCGAAGUUGCCACGCUUAAAUCAAUCAAUCAAUUAAUCAAUCAAUCACUACAUGUAGUUUUGUCUUUGCACGUCAGCAGCUCCACUCUAACACCUUGAAAUAUUAAUUUCUCUAGUUAAGUGCAAUAUGUGCACUUUUUCCUCUCUCUGUUUCCCCAGCAUCCUGUACGCUGACAUUGUGGGCUUCACCGCCAUCUCGUCCAGUGUCACAGCCGCGGACCUUGUCCGGAUUCUCAACCAGCUGUUUGCUAGUUUUGAUGUCCUUGCUAAGCCUCACAGAAGUCUGAACACAUCCAAGGGUGUCAUCAAAAGCCGAGAGCUCUGCGGCUGUACGGAAGAAGAGAUGGUUCAGGAGGUCGAUGGAAUUGUCCAUGCUCGUCGUAUCAAAAUACGGCGGGGUGGCAAGGAAAUCUAUACCAACACGUGGAUCCUUACCUUCAACACACCCACACCACCAACAAAAUUAGACAUUGCUUACUUAGAACUCGAAGUUAGACCAUAUAUACCGAAACCGAAGCGCUGUUUCAACUGUCAGUCCUUCGGGGACACACAGCUGCGCUGUCGUCGUGGCGCAGCGUGUCCUCGCUGCGGCAAGGAAGGACACUCUGGGGAGACCUGCUCUGUAGAUCCCUGGUGUCCAAAUUGUCGUCAGGGGGGUCACACUGCAUCUUCGACGGAGUGUCCGACGUUGUGUCAGGAGAAAACCAUCCUAACACAUAGGGCCCAGUACGGCGGAACCCGUGUGCACAUCUCGGAGGCCACCAAGGGCUUCUUGAACGGCGAGUUUGAGCUGGAGGACGGCCAGGGCGGGGAGAGAGAGGAGGAUCUCAAACUGAAGAACAUCCAAACCUACCUAGUCAAACGGAUACUCAAGCCGAACGGGAAAUCCCGGAACAGGAGCGUAGAGACGAACGAGCACCGACCGGAACCACGCCCACCGGUUGUAGGGGCGUCGGCUAAUGGCGUAGGGGGCGCGGCGGAGGAACACGAUGAAAAUGAAAGCAGUGGGGAUGAAGAGGAGGAAACCACUCAGACUGUGGAGGAGCAAAAGAAAGAGUUCAGCGCCAGACUGAAGAGGGAGCUCUUCGAAAAAGAAAAAGGAAGUGAACUCCUGAAAAAAUUCCGGAAAGUCACCCUGAAGUUCAAGGACGCAGCCUUGGAGCAGAGGUACCUUCAAAGGAUAGAGAGUUACAGCGGUCUCCCUAUGGUCGCUCUGUGUAUAGCUCUCAUUUUCGACUUCAUAGCCAAGCUCUCUGUGCUGCCCAGGACUCCACUUCUGCUCAGCAUGUACCUUGUGGGCGCCGCCAUCUUGGCAGUGAUGAGCGCUGUGUCUAUGGCCGCCACUUUUGUCAACGUGAGUGGCUGUGUGCCAUCUACUGAGAAUUUAAAUGUGUUUGCUGUUUUGUUGUCUAUUUUUUUGGAAAUGCGCUAUAUAAAUGUUAUAUAUUAUUAUAUUAUUACUACAACUAAAAAAACCCCCCAAUUCUUAUCUGUUUCCCCUUUCUGCUCUGUUCAGAUGGAGCUGGUGACGCGCAAACUUUACCUAUGGAAAGAAGCCUCAAAGAGAGACAAGGAGAGGGCCGCGGACCUGCAGAGGAAGAACGAGGCUCUCAUUUAUAACUUACUACCUCCCCAUGUGGCUGCAGAUUUCUUAGGAAGGAGGAAGAAGGAUAAGGUAGGGAUGAAAAAUGAAAAAUGUUCGUUACUUUCUUUUGUGAAGAAAGUUAGUAUAAUCUUUUGUGAAGAAAAAAAAAAAACUAUUAUGAUUUGUGUUGCCGGCGCCGUAUACAAAACUGUUGCUACAACUAAAAUACAUUUUCCCACUUGUUCCCACCUCUUCCCCACUCGCAGAUUUCUGAACGAGAUCAUCUCGGACUACGACGAGCUGCUAAACCAGAGCAGAUUCUCCAGCAUUGUCAAAAUCAAGACUGUUGGAGCAACUUACAUGGCGGCUAGUGGCAUGGUGACCGAGGGUGGACCUAAGAUUGGCAGCACUCAGCAACGAUGGUCCCAUCUUCAUGACCUAGUUCAGUUCGCUCUGGCAUUGCAGGACGUCAUUGCUAAAAUAAACGAGCAGUCCUUUAAUACCUUCAUACUGCGGAUAGGCAUCAACCACGGGCCCAUCAUCGCUGGCGUGAUCGGAGCUCGGAAACCUCACUACGACAUCUGGGGCAACACGGUCAACGUUUCCAGUCGCAUGGAAUCCACUGGUCAGCCGGGAAGAAUACAGGUUGUGGAAGAAACGAUGAAAAUUCUGGUGGAAUUUGGAUACACGUUUGAAAAGAGAGGGCUGAUUAAAGUCAAAGGCAAAGGAGAACUAAUGACCUACUUUUUGGAGAGGAAGCCAGACUCGAGUGAGGCCUUCAUGCCUAAUCAAGUACCACACAGCUGAUGGGACUAGGAGGUCUGGUUGAACCAAAAGAUAAUGAUCUAUCACACCUCGAUAAGACUGGAACUUCGUACAAAAACUGGGUUGAAGCAAGCGUUUCUUUCCAAUUCUGUCUUUUUUACAUGGUCCGCAAAUGUCCAUGAAAUAACUUGUUAUGGAGUAAGAAUGAUCUAGAACGAGUUGUAGUUGCUCUAUGCUCUGCAGUCAACAGUAAGUUGGCUGUGCUUCUCUCAAGUGCAUUUGGUCGCUUUUAAGCAUUAGGUGGGCUAUCCCCCCCCCCCCAAAAAAAAAUACUGUUUUUUGAGAAAA
Molecule: messenger RNA, 3167 nt
Organism: Aplysia californica (California sea hare)
Lineage: Eukaryota; Metazoa; Mollusca; Gastropoda; Aplysiida; Aplysiidae
Product: adenylate cyclase type 3
Exons: 11
Coding region: 597-2861 (754 amino acids)
Biological process (GO): intracellular signal transduction; adenylate cyclase-activating G protein-coupled receptor signaling pathway; cAMP biosynthetic process
Molecular function (GO): nucleic acid binding; adenylate cyclase activity; zinc ion binding
Source: RefSeq, a predicted model, not a curated record